AUGAAUCUAUUCAAGUCCGCCUCCAACGCCGGUCGAGACCGACCUGGCCGGCCGCAACCGCGCUCCAACAUCCGCGGCAAGAUUAGUGGGCCGAUUCCCAUACCUGAUGACGAGUUCCCAUUGAGGACUUCUGACCCGCCUGUAGCCGAGGAGGCGGUACCGGAGCAUGUUGAACCAGCGGCUCCAGCCCUACGCGACUCUGGGGCCGAGUCGACGAACACAGGUUCCAAUGCCACUCGCGAGGAAAAGACUGACUCAAUUGCUCAAUCUGGGCCUAGCCAGGCCUCGAUGACAUCGAACCCCAUACAGCGGCGCACUAAUCGGUCUAGUGUCGUGAGAUACUCGCACCUCAGUGAAGCCACAGACAGUGCAUCGCCUUCGAGGAAGAAGUCAAGUUUUAGGUUGGCCAUCAGCAAACUUUUUGGGAAGCGUAACAGGAAACGGAACAGUCGUUCGCAAUCCGACUCUGAAGCCCAGCUACGCCCAUCUCACGAUCCCCAUCAUAGUAGCCCUGUUGCUCGGAAGCGAAGCUUGAGUGAUCCAGAAAGCGAACCAAAACGUUCGGCAUCUUUACCUAUCACGGAGUUCAAUAAGGCCCUGAGGUCGCAUUCUAUUGGUCCGGACGAUUAUAUUGCAAUUCACAGUGCCCGCAACUCCUUACAGUCGGAUUCGGCAUUUUUGAGGAGGAGAGCUGUGACAACUUCCGGUGGACCAAUCAGCUCUCGGCUACGCGAUGAUGGCAUGGACAUCCUGGGUCUAACCCCAAGACCGGCGAGCACUCAUGGUAAUGAUAUGGGUCAUGAGCAUGAUCCUGAGUCAAUUGGUCGUGCUGUUUCAGUCGAUAUAUUCCCGGCCCGGCGGAGAUCGAGGAGUCUGUCACAGCUGCAGGACGUCUCAGAAGAGCAUGGGCUUGUCCGGAAACGAAGUGAGGAAAUUCGGUAUUGGCGAGCGAGCAGUAUUGGGCUUUUGUCCCCAGAUCUAUCAGUGUCACAAAAUGAGGAUCCCGAGACAACCGAUGCAACUGAGCCAACUACGGAAACAAAUGAGGAGGUGGCCCAACCGAUCCGCACUCCACCGCAACCUUUUAACUUCGGUCCUCUUCAUACCAUGAAGAUCACGCAAGCCGCCAGCCUGGAGGAUCGCGUAGCCACCCUAGAAGUACAGAACCAGAAGCUUGAAAAGCUUGUUUCCCAACUCUUUCAUGUAGUAUCAGGUAUCGAUUCUGAGGCUCUCUCCCCUACGGCGCCAUUUGCCAGCCACCAUCGGACGAGUUCUACUGCUGUGCAAACCUCUAGUCAUCAUAAUUUGCCCCCCGAUGCUGGACCCAUUCCUUCCGGCUACAGUGUGUCAGAGCAGUCAAACGUAUCUUUUGAGGAUGAGCAAACCUUCAUUGGCUCUGUGCACCCUUCUACCAGAGAAGCCCCUCGACCCAUAUCAAAUGUUACGGUAAGAGGUGCAGCCAGUCUCGUGAGGGAUCCAUCUGGUGCAUUUACUCCAGAGUAUGCCAACACGCUACAGGUGAUGCUUGAUACUGAACGCGCCGCACGACAUGCACUGGAAUUACGCGUUACCAAAUUAUCUCAUACUAUUGACAUGAUGUCCCUGGCAAUGGACAAGCUUGGUGCCAAUCCGCCCGCACCCAUGAACAUAUCAGUUUUCGACCAUGAUGAUGAUGAUGAUGAUGAUGACGAUAUGGGCCCCCCCAGCGCGAGCAUAGAUGACGACUCGGAAGCGUUCAAAACCCCUCACGAAGAACAGCCAGUUCAUGAUUACGGCCUGUUCGGCGAUGACGUCCCAGAUGAAGCUGACGAUGGGUCCAGAAAGAGAGCGGCUAGGGCUAUUUCUUUGGGUCAGCUAACACUUGGCAAGCCCAGGCUUUCACCACAGCCCGGUGCUGGCGUUGAUUUAUGA
This is a messenger RNA of Xylaria bambusicola, 1911 nucleotides long. RefSeq lists its product as uncharacterized. The record is from RefSeq and is a predicted model, not a curated record. The transcript has 2 exons. Lineage: Eukaryota; Fungi; Ascomycota; Sordariomycetes; Xylariales; Xylariaceae. Bases 1 to 1911 code for a protein of 636 amino acids.